Amoebophrya sp. A25 is the source of this 4165-nucleotide messenger RNA. NCBI's taxonomy places the organism in Eukaryota, Dinophyceae, Syndiniales, Amoebophryaceae. The record is from the annotation of a GenBank genome assembly.
UUCCUAGGUACCAUAGGAGAGAAGAGCAUACUAGCUACUACGAAAGAACUCAGAAUAAGUAUCAUUACUGGGAUAGCAGAGCGUCCAGGCUGAAGAUUAAUGUACUCCACGUGCCGCCAGUUUGCGAACUGGAUAACACUGAGGCCACUCUUCUAGCAGCCCCAGGAUACAAAAAAAAUGAAGCGGGAUCCCCUGAAAUCUGCAACUCCAAUAACAUGUAGGUAGCACUAAUACGAGCACUACUUUCUACAAGAACGUGUCGGAGGUUGUUCGCUCUCUUGGAUACUUUCAUCAUAAGGAUGAAGUUGCUUCACUGGGCAGGACUUGUCAUUUGUUCGUCACAUAUCGCUGUGCAUGGCGCUGCCCCGCAUACCACGAGAAACGCUGUCGCUAUCAAAGAUGCGCUAAGUGCGCCGGUAAGCGGGAGGCCUGUCGUUCCGCCAACAAUAUCGUUAUUUCCCAUGAUAGACUACAUCGAUUUUGAUUUAUUUGCAAACUAGCUUGUUAUCAAAAAUUUUACUUUGCUAUCGCUCUUACGAUUGAUUUUAUACUUACCCACUUUCUUUGAUUUGUGGCCAACUGAAACAUGACCUUCUCGUCUAUUUUUCAUCAUCAAAAAAGGUGGCCGAUAAUGCGGCUCGGAAACCAGUGGAUUUUUCUGGGGAAGCUGCCAGAAUGCAGGCAAACGCCGAGCAUUUUGGGGGCAACCAUCCGAAUUAUCGACAAGUCGGAACGACCUCAGGCUUUCAGCCUGCUGCACCCGGUGCAGAAGAAGAGGGUAUGUAUAACGAUUUAGCGCGAAAUCUUCAGAAUUUGCAGGAUGUCGGGCAACGGUAUCCUGUGAAUCAAGAAGCCGCGGUACAAGCGAAAGCAAAAGCUCAGCGAGGAGAGUCUAGUGCCGCACCGCCGGCUGCUGGUCGUCCACAGGUGCAUCAACAUGUAAGAGCAGACAAUAAUAUGAAUACCCCAGCGCCGCCUGCGCGAGAGCCGCAUCCACCAGCAAACGAAGCUGCGCCGCUCCUACCGCAGCAUAAUCAACCGAAUCCACAACGACAGAAAAGGCAGGUAAUGUUGUUUGUUCUACAUCGUGGUACAAGAGCGUUUGUUGAGGACGUAGAAUUGUUUUGGAGAAACGCGAGACGCUACUACGGAUACCCCGUUCUAAGAAGUCUUUGUCUUUCGUGCACUUGAUAUGAUGAAAAUGAGAAGCUUUCAUCAUAGAACCUCUACAGGUGCUGGGCCCGCUGGCUCAGGAGCGGAAUCGUCUGGAUCCACCCGAUCGUGGUGGCGGGCGCGCGGCUUCUGGGAAUCAAUCGCCUCGAGCACAACAAAGACAGCACUCGCCACAAGCGCAAUCACCGCGAGCGCAGGAGAGACCGAUGAAGCCAUCUCCAGUGCAGCAGCCGCAACCAAGUCCGGUGCAGCAAGUCAGGCCAGCCCUUGUACAGCUCCCGCAGCCACCUCCGCCUGUGCAGGCUCCUGCCCAAGUGCCGCAGUUACCUCCGUUGCAGCUGCCGCAGCAACCUCCGCCCGGUGCGCAGCAGCAUCCUCCAGCACAGUCGCCUCGACCGCCACCUAUGGAUCCACCCGGUCCGGUGCCUCAACCAGCUGACGUCCAACGACAUGCAGCGGGCGCGCAGUUUGCUCCAAAAGAUCGCAUGCCGAUGCAACAGGCAGCAGUUGCGUCGGCUCUUGGCCCAGCGGUGGCGCAACCUCUAGCCUCACCACCACCUGCGGAUCGAGUGGUGCUCGCUGUUCCAGCACCACGGCUGUCGCCACCUGAAUAUACACCACUGCGGUCGUCCCCUGAGUAUCCACCACGAAAAGCGUCUCCCGAGAACCCACCGCCCGCACAAGCAGCUCCAGCGGAAGCAGCAGCACCAGCAGCAGCGCCAGUGCUUCCAGCAGUUGGCGGUGCGGAGCAUCCGAUCCUUGGAAACGCUCUAACGCCUCUGCAACCUUGUGUGGGGGGUUGCGGCUCACCUGUACCUGAGGGUCUGCAGCAGUGGCAGGACCGCAUAGCGGCAGCAAAACGGAAUUCAGCAAUUGAACAGCGGGCUCUCCUCCUCGAACAGGAGAUGCUCCAGGCGCACUGGAACGCGGAACAGAAGCGCAAGGCAGCAGGCGCGACAGACCACAUCCUGCGACCUCACGCGACACGGGAAGCGACGUCUCCUGUCGCGAAUCCUGGAGUUCCUGUGGCCGUCGCGUCUCCAACCGCAAGUCCAGGCGGACGUAACUUCAAUCUGUUCGAGCAAGUCCUCGACCUGAGGCAGUUCUCGCCUAGACCGCAGACACCGCAGAACAACAUAUUCCUUGCAAACCAUCAACUCGCAGCCCGCGGCCCUGCUGGUCACGCGAACCUGCUGCAGCUCGGAGCUGGAUUCCCACAACAACUACACGCGGUUGGAACUCCACAGAUCGGGGGGCAGUAUUUCCAGCAGCCCUGGCUUGGCGCGCAGCCUGUUGCUAGGGGAAGUGCGUUUGUGAGCAUCGGCGGAACUCCAAAGCAAGCACAGCAUCAGCUGCCGGCGGGUGGUCGCGUCUACGAGGAGGCGCCUGCGCUUUCGCGGAGCUCUGACGCCGUUUUGCUACAUCGCCACAAGCAUCCUCAGGUACAGCAGCAGCAGUCGCAUGCACCGGCAUACCAUCCCCUAGUUACACCGCAACAGAUACCAAUGCCGCAUGCACAGUUGCCGCCGCAUUUGCAGCCAGCGUUGCCGCGCGAUCCCUGCGUGCACGCCGUUGCGGGGAUGGUGCCACCCGACGGGUUUGCCAACCAUGGGCCUUGGCAGCAACAAGCAGCGGAGCUCGAGCAAAAAGCGAAUGUAGACCUGGCGCAGCGCCGCGCUGCUUACGGUGGCGUGCCACCGGUUCGACCGUUGCCAAGGCUCCUGCUAGAUGAUCAGGCGCGUGGGCCAGGAGACGUUGGACUUGCAGACUUUGUUGGGGUAGGAGUGGCGCGGGAGCAAUCUGGUGGAAGCGGGAAUGGGUCGCAGGCGGCACAGCAUCCAUAUUUUGUUGGAGCGGUACACCAGCAUCAGCAGAACCGAAACAAAGGUCAGUCGCUAGCACGGCAGGCGCUAGGUCUUCUGGCGGGUGCCUGCAGGUGCCAAAAGACGCAACCGCAACAGUAGUCAGUUUCCCCAUCAUGCAUUUGAAACCAGCUUAAUUAAUUUGACCGUCGCAGGAUUUGUUUCGUCCUGCUGAUGACUGUGCAUAGUCAUCUGAGACGCCAUGUAUGUAUCUAUAUGUUAUCAUGUAAGAGAACGACUCAACUAACAGGUCACUCUGCACUCGUGGUACUAGAUAAUUUGGUAUUUUCGGAAAAUAUAUGAUAACGGACGGCACAUUCGAUCAACGGCAUGACGAAGAGAUUACGCCAAAUCAUGGUAAGUAUCUUAUUCAAGCAAUUGUUUCGGAAUUUUAGAAGAUUACUUGGGUUCCCUCAGAGGGGCAUGAUGAGUGUCCGCUGUGACGCAUGAGCCAAUUCCGACGCCAACGUUGUACAACAGUUUUGUGGAAGAAAGAAAAAAUGUGACUUAUCUUCUCUGCUCAUAUAUUUCGAAUGAUUUUCAUGUUGUUUGUCAAAUAUAGAUUUCCUAAGAACUUUGAUCGUUAGUUCUUCGCCGAGGCUGCUUGCGGAUGUCCUUGAAACUGGACAAAUGGAUGUUAUGGAGGCGUAACAAAUUUUUGAGUAGCAAUGGGCUGCGCACCCGACAGCAACCGGAGAUCGAGCAUCGAGAAUGCGCUCUGUACCAUCGCACAUAGCUACGUAUCCAUACGAGUAAACACACACAUAGCUAUCAUCGAUCUGGAUAACACUGAUUGAUUGAGUUUUGCUUAUCUGCGAACCGAGAAGAAACAUACGACAAGAUUAGACACCUUCUUCAUUACACAUUCUACAUGGCUACAAUUUCGGUCAUCUGCAGACGCUUCCAGAAAUAUGCAGAAGGAUACUAAGCAUCAACGUACACCUUGGUUCACGGAUGUUGUUUCCUUUCGCCCUUGAGAAUAUACCGCAAAAGAUGGAUCGAAAAUCUCUCAUCUUUUCUCCGACCUCCCAGUUCUUGACUUUACUUUUAUUCAAGUACUUCACUAUGACGCUUUUGGAUGACAGUGUUUCUGUAGAAUGGAUGCGUGUUUAUUUCUACCAUCAAGCGUG